GGGGCGCGCGGACAGCCCGGCGCGCAGCUGCGGGGCCCCGCGCCCCAGCCGGGAGUUAGGUCGCCGCCAGCAUGGCCCCCACGCUGCAGCAGGCGUACCAGCGGCGCUGGUGGAUGGCCUGCACCGCCGUGGUGGAGAACUUGUUUUUCUCAGCCGUGCUCCUGGGCUGGUCCGCCCUGCUGAUCAUACUCAAGUCCGAGGGCUUCUAUUCCAGCUUAUGUCCAGUGGCCAAUACCACCAACAGCACCAAGGAUGAGCCACCCCGAAGGCAGAGCUGUGACGGCCAGGAUGAAAUGCUUAAUUUGGGCUUUACCAUUGGUUCCUUCGUGCUGAGUGCCACCACCCUGCCCCUAGGAAUCCUCAUGGAUCGCUUCGGCCCCCGGCCUGUGCGCCUGGUUGGCAGUGCCAGCUUCUCUGCAUCCUGCACGCUGAUGGCUCUGGCAUCUCGGGACACCAAAGUUCUGUCCCCGUUGAUUUUCCUGGCACUGUCCCUGAAUGGCUUUGGUGGCAUCUGCCUAACAUUCUCUUCACUCACGCUGCCCAACAUGUUCGGGAACCUGCGCUCAACGUUCAUGUCACUCAUGAUCGGCUCCUACGCCUCCUCUGCCAUCACCUUCCCAGCAGUCAAGCUCAUCUACGACGCAGGCGUGUCCUUCACUGUCAUCAUGUUCACCUGGUCGGGCCUGGCUUGCCUCAUCUUCUUGAACUGUGCUGUCAACUGGCCUAGCGAAGCUUUUCCCUCUCCAGAGGAAGCUGACUACACGAAGAAGAUCAAGCUUAGCGGGCUGGCCUUGGACCACAAAGUGACCGGUGACCGUUUCUACACACACGUGACCGUCGUGGGCCAGCGGCUGAGCCAGAAGGCCCCCAGCCUGGAGGACAGCGCUGAAGUCUUCAUUUCCUCCCAGGAUGUCCGUGCCACCUCCGAGAAGCCCUCUGAGAAGUCUGUCCCCUUACGAAAGAGCCUGUGCUCCCCCAUUUUCCUGUGGAGCCUCCUCACCAUGGGCAUGACCCAGCUGCGGGUCAUUUUCUACAUGGCCGCAAUGAACAAGAUGCUGGAGUACGUGGUGACUGGUGGGCAGGAGCAAGUAACAGAAGAGAUGCGUCAUAAAACCGAUGAGACAGUGGGGUUCUACUCAUCCUCCAUCUUUGGGACCAUGCAGCUGCUCUGCCUUCUCACCUGCCCCCUCAUUGGCUACAUCAUGGACUGGCGGAUCAAGGACUGCGUGGACUCCCCCACUGAUGGCGCUGCCCCCAGCGAUGCCAGGGAUGGGAGUGCCAACAAGUCAGCCAGACCACGCUACCGCAAAAUCCAGAAGCUCACCAAUGCCAUCAACGCCUUUGUGCUGACCAACAUCCUGCUCGUGGGGUUUGGCAUCACCUGUCUCAUCAAUAACCUACAUCUUCAGCUCGUGACCUUUGUCCUGCACACCAUGGUUCGUGGCUUCUACCAUUCGGCUUGCGGGGGCCUCUAUGCUGCUGUGUUUCCAUCCAACCACUUUGGGACACUGACUGGUCUGCAGUCACUCAUUAGUGCAAUGUUCGCUCUGCUCCAGCACCCGCUCUUCAUGGUCAUUACGGGCCCCCUGAAAGGAGACGCCUUCUAUAUGAAUCUGGGCCUCCUGCUCUUCUCUCUCCUGGGAUUCCUGCUGCCUUCCUACCUCUUCUACUACCGCACCAAACUGCAAAGGGUGUACAAGAAGACUGCCAAUGACUGGGAGCGGCCCCUGAAGGCAUAAUGCUGUCAACCCAGGGGCCAUGGAGGCCAAGCAGCUUGGACCCGGAGCAACCACUGGGGAUGCCUUCCACGGCGUUUCUACCUGUACCAGACACGCAGCGCCAGGGCCCCUGGAUUUAUAAAUACCAGAGAAGUUCUAUUUUUGUAGGGACUUGCUAAAAGGGAAAAAAAAAAAAACAUUAAAAACUAAAAAAAAAAAAAAGUUCCCCCCCCAAAGCAACGCUCCAUUGAAAGAAGACAGCCCUGUGCUACCAACAGGGCCUUCUUCCUCCUGGGGGGGACCAGUGGCUAGCCAGGGGCUGCCCUUUUCCAGCUCUGGGGUCUGCAAAAAUAGUCCUAGC
Molecule: messenger RNA, 2079 nt
Organism: Suncus etruscus (white-toothed pygmy shrew)
Lineage: Eukaryota; Metazoa; Chordata; Mammalia; Eulipotyphla; Soricidae
Gene: SLC43A1
Product: solute carrier family 43 member 1
Exons: 15
Coding region: 72-1739 (555 amino acids)
Biological process (GO): transmembrane transport; neutral amino acid transport
Molecular function (GO): neutral L-amino acid transmembrane transporter activity; L-amino acid transmembrane transporter activity
Source: RefSeq, a predicted model, not a curated record